AUGCGGGAUUUGUUGCGUUUUGUGGACCCUAAUAGUGAAAUGAAGACGUUUGGUGGUAAAACAGUUGUUCUGGGUGGAGAUUUCCGCCAAAUUCUUCCAGUAGUUCCAAAAGGUACACGGCAAGACAUUGUUUCUUCCGCCAUAAAUUCAUCAUAUCUAUGGGAUAGUUGCAAAGUUUUAAGGUUGACUAAAAACCUCAAAACAAGUUCGGUACACAACGGUGUGAACUGGCAGGCAUUACAAGAGUUUGCUAACUGGAUUGCCAAUAUCGGCGAUGGAAAGCUGGGUGGGCGGAAUGACGGAUUCACAGAGGUUGAAAUACCUAAUCACAUGUUAGUAUCAUCCGGGGGGGACGACAUUAAAGCAAUUGUGGAAAGUACAUUUCUAAUGUUUGCAAAUGGAAACACUGACCCCGAGCAUCUGAUAGGUCGUGCUAUACUAGCACCAACGCUCGACGUGGUCAACGCAGUUAAUGAAUAUAUGACUGAGUUGCAUAAUGCCGAAAGCAGGUCAUACUAUAGUUCAGACGCAGUAUGCAAAGCCGACGGCGAUAAUGGUAUACUUGGAGAUGUACACACACCGGAAUUUCUGAACAGCAUUCGCGUGUCGGCUCUACCAAAUCAUACACUGAAUUUGAAAACCGGCUCACCAGUAAUGUUAAUGAGAAAAAUUGAUCAUUCUCUUGGGUUGUGCAAUGGAACUCGGUUGAUAAUCACAAAGUUAGCAGACCAUGUUAUUGAAGGCGAGCUUCUCAUUAGUCCCAACAAAGGUACAAAAGUGUUAAUCCCCCGAAUGUCAAUGUCACCCUCGGAUCCAAGAUUGCCGUUCAAGUUUCAACGAAGGCAAUUCCCAUUGAUGCUUUCAUAUGCAAUGACCAUAAACAAAAGUCAAGGCCAAACGUUGACUCAUGUAGGUUUAAUACUAAAGAAACCGGUUUUUGUACACGGUCAGUUGUACGUAGCUGCAUCUCGGGUUAAUAAUCCAGACGGUCUCAAAAUAUUGAUUGUAAAAGACUCAAGUUCAACUACUACAUCAACCACUAAUGUUGUAUAUCAUGAAGUUUUCAAUAAUUUGUAA
Ipomoea nil (Japanese morning glory) is the source of this 1077-nucleotide messenger RNA. Its product is annotated as ATP-dependent DNA helicase pif1-like. Bases 1 to 1077 code for a protein of 358 amino acids. Gene Ontology annotation, molecular function: DNA helicase activity. The record is from RefSeq and is a predicted model, not a curated record. Gene Ontology annotation, biological process: DNA repair; telomere maintenance. The transcript has a single exon. NCBI's taxonomy places the organism in Eukaryota, Viridiplantae, Streptophyta, Magnoliopsida, Solanales, Convolvulaceae.